This is a messenger RNA of Gekko japonicus, 1125 nucleotides long. It is a transcript of the gene GCSH, whose product is annotated as glycine cleavage system protein H (aminomethyl carrier). NCBI's taxonomy places the organism in Eukaryota, Metazoa, Chordata, Lepidosauria, Squamata, Gekkonidae. Gene Ontology annotation, biological process: glycine decarboxylation via glycine cleavage system; protein lipoylation. The record is from RefSeq and is a predicted model, not a curated record. Bases 78 to 551 code for a protein of 157 amino acids. The transcript is spliced from 5 exons. Gene Ontology annotation, cellular component: mitochondrion; cytoplasm; glycine cleavage complex.
CUUUCCCUCUCCCAGUUCCUCGGCUGGCCGCUUGUCCUCUCGCGGGCCCGGCAGCGUUUCUCCGGAGCGGCCCCGCGAUGGCAGUGGCGGCGGCGGCGGCGUGGCGAGCGCUGCGGCGGGUGGGCCUCAGCGGGCCGCCUCGCGCCUUUCGGGUCGGUUCGCCCCUCGCUGGGCCCACCCGUAGAUUCACAGACAAGCAUGAAUGGAUAGCUGUUGAGAACAGUAUCGGGACAGUAGGGAUCAGCAAUUUUGCACAGGAAGCAUUAGGAGAUGUUGUCUAUUGUAGCCUACCAGAAAUUGGAACCAAGUUGAACAAACAGGAUGAGUUUGGCGCUUUGGAAAGCGUGAAGGCUGCUAGUGAACUUUAUUCCCCUCUCACUGGAGAAGUAACAGAAAUUAACACGGCCCUUGCAGAUAAUCCAGGACUUGUCAACAAAUCUUGUUAUCAGGAUGGUUGGCUUAUCAAGAUGACUGUGGACAACCCUUCAGAACUUGAUGAACUAAUGAGUGAAGAUGCCUAUGAGAAAUACAUAAAAUCAAUGGAAGAAUGACCUGAGUAUGAGCCACUUACUUCAGUGUAGAUUGUCUUAAAUUAGCAGUAUACAGAAGGUCCGGCUGUGAGCAGCUUGUGGAGGAGAUUCUCAAGGAAAAUGUGCUGCCUUUGAAUCAAGUUUGUGCCGAUUUCUGGACUGUCCAGAAGUGACUGCCAAUCAGAACAGUUGCAACUUUUUUGCACACCUUCUACUAGUCGAUGUGGUUUGUUUUGUGUAUAUGUAUUUUUCUAGCGUAAUAAGCAUAAUUAUAUGCUGUCAAAGUUUGAAGUUCAUAAUUGCAUCUGGAGUAGAAUAACCUUUGUUCCUAAAAUAAACCCAAACUUUGAUAAAGUAGAAUUGUAACAUGCAACAGCCUUAAUUCAGAACUGUUUUCUCUCAGCUCUAAAUUAUCCUCCUCCACCCUCCACCUCCGUACGUCAGUCUUCUUUCAUCCAGGUAUUGUCAUAUGGAAGCAGAACCACUCUUCAUGUUUUCCGUUGAAACAGUUGAGAUGCGGCCAUUUUUGUGCAGAUAAGGCAUGUAGUGCCUUGCCAUGGAACAGAUAACAGAAGUUAAUAAAAAAUCCUGACUU